This is a messenger RNA of Arachis duranensis, 1830 nucleotides long. Its product is annotated as AT-hook motif nuclear-localized protein 22. Gene Ontology annotation, cellular component: nucleus. The record is from RefSeq and is a predicted model, not a curated record. NCBI's taxonomy places the organism in Eukaryota, Viridiplantae, Streptophyta, Magnoliopsida, Fabales, Fabaceae. Gene Ontology annotation, molecular function: DNA-binding transcription factor activity; minor groove of adenine-thymine-rich DNA binding. Gene Ontology annotation, biological process: vegetative to reproductive phase transition of meristem.
UCGAUCUAUAUUUUUGUUAUUUCCAAUCCAAUCCAACCCUAAACUCUGCACGAAACUCGCUGCUACCUAUUUUCUUUUUCUUUCUUAUUAUUAUUAUUCUUGCAUCAAAAGGAAGUAGUAGUAGUAGCAGCAGUAGUAGUAGUUUCCAUUUUUCACAGCCUACGCCACUGAGCAUCUAUCGCUGGAUAAUCGAAUUUCAAGAAUCAAAGGUUUUAGUCAAGUUGCGCUGCAAGAAGGAAGCGAAGAUCGAAGAGAUAUAUAUAGAGAAAAAAGCUGGCAAGUUUGAUAUAUAAGAAGAUCUUCUUAAUAGAGUGUAUAGAGUUAUAAUAAUGGAUCCAAUUACAGCACACGGCCAUUCACUUCCACCACCAUUCCACACAGCAAGAGAUCUGUUGCACCACCACCAGCAACAGCAGCAGCAGCAUGGAAAAGACGGAACACCUGGAGGAGGAGGAGGAGGAUCCGGUGAAACCGAAAUGACAAGAAGACCAAGAGGAAGACCAGCUGGAUCCAAGAACAAACCCAAGCCACCGAUCAUCAUCACCCGCGACAGUGCCAAUGCCCUAAAGACGCACGUCAUGGAGGUUGCAGACGGUUGCGACAUCGUUGAGAGCGUCUCAAACUUCGCAAGGAGGCGCCAAAGAGGGGUUUGCAUCAUGAGCGGCACCGGCACCGUCACCAACGUCACACUCCGCCAACCAGCUUCCUCUGGAGCCGUCGUCUCCCUCCAUGGAAGGUUCGAGAUCUUGUCCCUGGCGGGAUCCUUCCUCCCUCCUCCCGCUCCACCUGCGGCCUCCGGCUUGACCAUAUAUCUAGCCGGAGGGCAAGGGCAGGUGGUCGGAGGGAGUGUGGUGGGGACACUGAUUGCUUCCGGCCCGGUGGUCAUCAUGUCCGCUUCCUUCAGCAACGCUGCGUAUGAGAGACUUCCUUUGGAGGAAGAGGACCCUUCCAUGCCCUUGCAAGGGUCUGGCGGUGGCGGCGGCGGCUCAAUCGGGUCCCCCGGUGGUGGUCAGCAGCAUGCGCAGCAGCAGCAACAGCAGCAGAUGUUAGGAGACGCAACUGCUCCACUCUUCCAUGGUUUGAAUCCGAAUCUUCUGAAUUCAGUUCAGAUGCCAACGGAAGCUUUCUGGAAUACUCCUGGUCGCUCUCCUUAUUGAUCAUCACAAUCAUCAUCAUGAUAUGGAACAGUGUCUUUGUAAGUUCCAUUAUUAUUAUUAUUAUUACUACUACUCCACCGUGUUAGUUCCUUGUUUAAUUAUUUCUUCUUCCGUUAUCUUCCCUUUCUUAUCAUCAUCAGCUUCUUCUUCUUUGGGUGUUUAAUUACUUAGGAUCCGAACUCAAGCUAGUGGAAUUGAAUAGGAAUGUUGACUGAGGUUCUAUCUUCUUAUGCGCUUAAUUAUUAUUAUGUAGCAUUUGCGUGUGUUUUGAUAAGACUGCUGUAAUUAAAUUGAUGCAUCUUCUCUAUAAUAGUUUAGUUGGUGGGUUUGAUUUUGUGUUUAAUUAUGACAAGAAUAACGGCGGUAGGUGGUGAUGAAGUACAUUACAUCUUGCUUCUAUCCAAUCCAUUUAGCUUAAUUAGCUUGGAGAUGUACAAGUAGUUGAAGAAAUUAGUAGUACAGUUAAGUAGUUAUUAGUAGUAUUUAGUAGCAGUCGUAGCUAGGAAUAAUGGAAGCUAAUUCGGAAGGAAGCAAUUCUACUGAGCAAGUUUAAUUUUCCAGUUCUGGUGGCGGUGCUUACUGAUGGUUGCAGCUGACACGGGCUAGCUACUUCUCUAACUGUAUGUUAUGGACCACGGUGAAUUGAAUUAGAUGGUGAUGAUCAUGAUUGUUA